CAGUCCUUCAAAACAAAUUUCGAGCUGCGGGUUCAUCGGAGAGUUCACAGCGGCGAGCGGGUUUUCUCCUGCUCAGAGUGCGGUUACAUAUGCCUAACCAAGUCGCAGCUCCUUAUACACAGGAGGGCCCACACCGGCGAGAAGCCCUUCUCCUGUUCUGAGUGCGGGAAAUGUUUUGCCUAUAAAGGAAAUCUCAGCACCCAUUUUAAAUGCCACACCGGGGAGAAGUCUUUUACCUGCCCAGAGUGCAGGAAAGGUUUCACCCAGAAGGGACAGCUGCUUAUUCACCAGAAAAGUCACAUGGCGGAGAGCCCCGUCGCCUGUUUGGAGUGUGGGAAAGCAUUCAAAUCCAGAUGUUACCAGAGGUUACACACCGGCGAGACUAUCUUUUCAUGUUCAGAGUGCGGGAAAUCCUUUCUAAAGAAGUCCCAGCUUACGGGACACCAGAGGAGCCACACCGGUGAGAAACCCUUUUCCUGUUCGCAGUGCGCACGUACUGUUCAACACAGCGAUAAGAUAUUUUCAUGUUCCGAGUGUGAUAAAUACUUCACGAGGAAGGCACACCUCAUCAGACAUCAGAAUAAUCACUCCGGAGUGCGGCCCUUUCCAUGUCCAGAGUGCGGGAAAUCUUUCAGGGACAAAUCAAGCCUUGUCCUACACGAGAGGGUCCACAAGGACGAGAGACCUUUCCCAUGCUCGGAGUGCGGCCAGAGCUUUAAAUGGAAAUCUUAUCUCAUGACGCAUCUCAAAGCACACAGAGGCGAGACUCCUUUUUCGUGUUCCGAGUGCGGGAAGUGUUUCAAAGAAAAGAGAGCCCUUAUAAUACACCAGCGAGUCCACACGGGGGAAAUGCCGUAUUCGUGUACGAUGUGCGGGAAGAGUUAUACCCGGAAAGAUACUCUGAUCACACACCAGCGCACCCACACGGGUGAAAUGCCGUAUACGUGUACAGAGUGUGGGAAAGGGUUCACGCGGAAACAAACGCUCCUCAAACACCAUCGAACUCACACAGGGGAGCGUCCGUAUACCUGUCCAGAGUGCGGCAAAUGCUUCACCCAGAAAUUCUGCCUUGACCAACAUCGGAGGGUUCACACCGGAGAGAAGCCCUUUUCCUGCUCCGAGUGCGGCAAAUGCUUCUCACAGAAAGGAAGUCUCAACACCCAUCUGAAAUGCCACACCGGCGAGAAGCCCUUCACCUGUUCAGAAUGCGGGAAAUGUUUCAUACAGAAGGGACAGCUCCUUACGCACCAGAGGAGGCACACGGCAGAGCGUCCUUAUGCCUGCUCAGAGUGCGACAAGGCGUUCAAAGUAAAAUACGAACUCCUCCAACACCAGAGGUUCCACACCGGGGAGAAGAUCUUCUCCUGCAUGCGCUGCGGGAAAUGCUUCAUAAAGAAGUCACAGCUUAUUGUACACGAGAGGGGUCACACUGGCGAGAGACCCUUUUCCUGUUCCCACUGCAGGAAAAGUUUUGCGCAAAAAGGUCACCUGAAUAAUCACCAAGUUGUGCACACUGGGUUGCUGCCCUAUACAUGUUCAGAAUGUGAUAAAUCUUUUGGCGAAAAGGCAGUACUCAUCCAACACUUUAGAGUUCACACUGACGAGAGACCAUUUUCUUGCUCAGAAUGUGGACAGGGUUUCAAGCAGAGAAGCCAUCUCAAGAGUCAUCUUACUGUUCACUCAGGUGAGAAGCGUUUUUCUUGUUCAGAGUGCGGGAAGUGUUUUAAAAGUAAAGCGAAGCUUGUGAACCACCUAAGGGUUCACACUGGAGAGAAGCCCUUUUCAUGUCCUGAAUGUGAGAAAUGCUUUGCAGAAAAAGGUUAUCUAGUUAUACACCAGAGAAUUCACACAGGUGAGUGUCCUUAUAAGUGCUCAGAGUGUGAGAAAACAUUCAGUUGCAAAAGUUACCUCUUUAAACACCAGAAACUUCACACCGGUGAGACCUUUGCAUGCUCAGAGUGUGAGAAAUUCUUCAGAAAAAUGUCACUUCUCUCUAAGCACCAGAGAAUUCACAAGGGUGAAAAACCCUAUGACUGUUCCAAGUGUAAGGAAUCAUUCACUACGCAAUCACAGCUCAUUAAGCACAAAAGUGUUCACAGCAGGUAA
Staurois parvus is the source of this 2106-nucleotide messenger RNA. The record is from the annotation of a GenBank genome assembly. Lineage: Eukaryota; Metazoa; Chordata; Amphibia; Anura; Ranidae.